Molecule: messenger RNA, 5055 nt
Organism: Salarias fasciatus (jewelled blenny)
Lineage: Eukaryota; Metazoa; Chordata; Actinopteri; Blenniiformes; Blenniidae
Product: cilia- and flagella-associated protein 44-like
Exons: 35
Coding region: 1-5055 (1684 amino acids)
Molecular function (GO): protein binding
Source: RefSeq, a predicted model, not a curated record
AUGCAGGAAGUCUCUGAAGGAAAGCAGCUCCCUGCUGACAGGCACUACAAGUAUGAGGAGCUCCAGUCCAGACCGUUCGUCACCCCUGAGUCUGGGAUCCCUGAAAACCUCCUGCACUUGUUCCACUCCUUUGGUUAUGAUUGUAAGCGCAAGAUAAACCUGCAGCUGCUCGAUGAGAAAACUCUAAUUUUCAUAGCAGGCAACGUGCUGGUCUUGCUGGAUAUUUUCACCAAGGAGCACCGAUACCUCCGCUCAUGCAGUGGAGGGGGGAUUGGGUGUAUUAUGGUACACCCAGAUAAGAAAUACUUUGCUGCAGCAGAGAAGGGAAAGCAGCCCAACAUAGUGAUUUAUGAAUAUCCGUCUUUACAACCACAGCGUAUUCUCAGAGGUGGUACGGAGCGAGCGUACAGCUGUGUGGACUUUAACCCUGAUGGGAGCUUGUUAGCCAGCGUUGGCGGUGCUCCUGACUACAUGCUAACGAUUUGGGACUGGAGGCUGGAGGAGGUCAAGCUGAGAAGCAACGUUGUUUCUCAGGAUGCCUACCGAGUUCGUUUCUCCUCCUACAACCCGAAACUGCUCACAUCAUCCGGAUGCGGACACAUCAAUUUCUGGAAUAUAGCUUCGACAUACACAGGCCUCAAACUGCAAGGAAAUGUGGGGAAAUUUGGAUCUGUUGAAGUAACUGAUAUCGAGGGCUUCGUGGAGCUUCCUGAUGGAAAGGUGGUGUCCGGCACAGCCUGGGGCAACUUGUUGCUUUGGGAUCGGAGUGCCGUUCGGGUGGAGAUUGGACGUGAAGGGGGUCGAAGCUGCCACAUCGGGACCGUCCAGCCAUUUGCCUUGGAAGAUGAGCAGUUGUUCACAUUUGGUUCCGAUGGAGCUGUUCGAGGCUGGGACUUUCAGAGGAUCAGUGGUGCCGACAGUGACAGCGGCAGCAAUAAGCUUGAAAUAGAGCCGCUCAGUGAGAUAAUGGUGGGACACGAUGUUUGCCUGUCCUCUAUUGUGAAGAGCCCCGAACUUGAUUCCUUCAUCUGGUUUGCUCAGGAUUCCGGUGGAGCCAUUUGGAAAAUCGAUCUUUCAUUCACCCACAAGACUCUUAAUCCCGAGUGUCUGUUUUCCUUCCAUGGCGGGAUGAUCCAAAGCCUGGAUGUGUCAAAGAAGUCACAUCUAAUGGCCACAACGUCUUUAUCCCGUUCAGUCAAAGUUUUUGACUUUCUCCACAAAAGAGAACUGACCACCGCUAAUUUCAAUCAGGGUGGAACGGUUCUCCUCUGGGCUCCACUGUCGGUGAGUUCGAGUCAGUGCCUGCUUGUGGUAGGCUUUGAGGAUGGCGUUGUCCGUUUAAUGGAGCUGUACAAUCCCGAGAAGCUGAAUGUGGCCAGCAAGCACAGCGCCAAAGAAGAGGCCAAGCUGCAGCUCAAACAGGCCUUCAAACCUCACAAUGCUGCCGUGACUGCUGUGGCAUAUGACGCCAAUGGAGAGGUCUUAGCCACAGGGGGUGCAGACAACACCGUCUUCUUCUUCACUGUGGGUGAAAAAUACGAUCCCAUUGGUUUUGUGCAUGUACCUGGAGCAGUGCAGGCACUGGAGUGGUCACCUAAUUCCCACCCUGAAAAAAGGCUACUCAUUCUUUGUCAGAACGGCCACGUGGUCGAGGUGCAUCGCCCUGAUCCUGAGAGUCAGCAACGAGCUGAAACCUUCCUGCUGUCUGGACUGAGCCGAAGAUCAUUCAGGUUCAGAAGCAUCAAAUUUCAGAUCAAGAGACACCAGGAAAUUUCCAGACGUCAGUUGAUUAAGGAGCAACAAAAGAAAGAGAGAGCAGAGGAAGAAGAAGUGCUGGAAGAGGAAGAGGAAAUAGAGUUACCGCCUACGCCUGAUGCUCCAAGCCCGCUUUACUGUGGUUUUUACUCACAGCCCGGCCAGUUCUGGCUCUCUAUGGGAGGAUUUGACUCGGGUUUCCUUUAUCACUGCAAAUUCUCAGAGAGCCGAGAUGAAGAUCCAGAUCAGCAGCAAGAUGAGCCCUUUGAUUUCCUGGCUGUUGAUAACGCCGACAACGACCCCAUUCAUGCUCUGACAUUCAGCGCCAACAGGCAGUUUUUGCUCUGCGGCAUGCACUCGGGCUCCAUCCGAGUUUACCCUCUGCAGCCUGGCCAGCCCGGCAUCACCUCCAUGCAGGCCUACUGGACUCUGAGUGUCCAUGACAACGACUACGGACACCUGCGGCACAUCAAAUGCAGCCACGAUGAUCAGUUCGUGCUGACGGCGGGAGACGAUGGCAACAUAUUUACAUUCAGCCUGCUGCCACCAGAGGAGCUGGAGAAGGGCCUGCAGAGACAGAAGACCCAGAUCCCCUCACCCCGGGAGGGUCUUGAGAUUGAGAGAAAGUCUUGUGACAUCGAAGACUCAGCAGCCUACAGCAUAGAGACGGCCAGGCAGAGGUUUCAAAGCGACAGUGUGCGUCAGGAGGCUGAAUUAAAACAGCAGAAGAAACUGAAGAAGCUCGCCGACAUCCAAAAGAAGUAUGAUCAAGUUCUGAAAGCCAACCGGGGUCUGCCGGAGCACGUUCGCCUGAAACCUGAGGAGCUGCAGCUGGACCCUCGUUUUUAUGAACUUACAGAAAGGCUCAAAGCUGAACGUUUGAGUGAAGUCAGAAGGGAGAUGGCCUGGGAACAGGAGCGCUGUAGCACAGCCUUCAACAAACUGCAGGAGUGGUUUAGGAGCUCUGCGGAGGCGAAUGUGGUCACUGUUGUGGGCAUCCACUCUGACCACAGAGUCUCCACCUACCGUUUGCCAGUUUUCAGUGAGAUUCCAACUCAGCAGAGCAGAUCAAGUUCAACAGAAAGACACAGAGACUCUUCACCAGAGACCACAGACGCCACAGUGGAGUCUGCAGAUGACAGCAGCCAGACAGAAGAGGUGGAGGAGGAGGUGCUGCAGCCGCCCGGGACUCGACCAAGGAUGACGCUGGGGUCUCGGCAGGAGGAGAGGCUUCGAAAGGCUGCGGAGAGAGCAGCACUAGCCAGGAAGAGAAUAGAAAACCGAGAACAAGAAUGGAACCAACUCUAUGCAGAAAAACCAGAUGGGAACUAUGAGGACCCGCAGGAUGUCCAGGACAUCCAGGAAGCGAGGGAAAACAUCGGAGACAUGACACUGAAGUCAGACGUUACCAUGAAGAUAAACCUGAAGAUGAUGUCUGACAGGAAGAGAGAGGAGCUGAGGGCCUUGGAGGAGAAUGUCUAUAAAAAGCAAAUUGACAUGAAUGGUAAAAUAAUAGCGCUGCGGGACUCCAAGGAUCGCCUGGUGUGUUGGUUUCACGGUCAGGCUCAGCGCUUGCAGGAGGUUCAGCAGCAUCUUCCAGUUCACCUCCGCCAGCCCGCACCCACCCCGCCCCGCAUGCUGCCAGAGGAGGCGCCAGAGACGUGGCUGCAGAGCAAAUUAGCUGCCUUGAGACGAUACCAAGUUGUGAGAGAACAGAGGUGUGACGCUUUGAAACCGGACGAGUGGGACAAAGAGCUGGAUGAGAGUCAGGCUGAGGAGGAGAUCAGACUGCUGUACGAGCAGGACUGCCUGAUAAACAAGAUGAAGACUUCAGUGACUGAAUUCGACAUGGAGCUUAAGCUGCUGCGUCAGCAGAAACUGCAUCUGGACUGCAAGAUAAAGCUGGCUGACCUUCACAAACUCCUGCUGGUCCAGGAGAGGCGGCUCCUGGAGCAGUUUGAGAGCAGAGACGGGUGCCUGCAGGAGAAAUUAACUGGAUGCAGCGUGGAGGAGAACAGCAUCGCAUCCAAGCUGGAGAAGUUAAAGCAGCAGAUGAAAGUGAAACACAGAGAAACAGAAAGACUGCAGGAGAGAGCGAAGGCUCUGUUUACCAAAUUCAAGACCUCGCUGGGGGAUGAACAUGAGUAUGAGGAGUUUUUAACCAAAGUAUUCAUGAAAAAAAUCAAACGUGACAAGAAGGAACUGAAAGGAAAGGAAGAUGAAGAGGACAGUGAUGAAGACUCCCAGGAAGAGGAUGACUGGGAUGAGGAGGAUGACAUCUGCAGCCUGGAGGACCUGGAGGCUGCUGUUGAUGACGGUGUCUGCCCUCCAGGCUGUGAUCCAGCGCUGUUUGAAUACACACUGAAGCUGCGUGAGCAUCGCUUGAACCUGGAGGAUCUGCUGACAGAGGAGAAGAGAAGUGUCAAAGCUCUGGAGAUGGAGAGAGAGACCUUCAGCAAAAAGGAAAAACUGCUGACGGGCUGCCGGAAGGCCGCUGAAAGUGACUUGAAUCUCGUUCACAGGGAGUUACAACAAAAACUCAACAGUCUGGAUGUGGUUGUUCCUCUCAGACUGCACCAGAUCCAGUAUGUCAUGAACGAGUCGGUGCCUUCAGACCUGAGCGAGGCCUUGUUGGUGCACGAGACGCUGCUGAACAAGUUACAGGAGCGCAUCAAGGAGCUGCAGGAGGAGAAAAUUCACAUGAGAAAGUUGUACUUUGGAGCUAAACAGGAGGGCACCAGGCUGGAGCGCCGCCUCGAGGACAUGAAUGCAGAGAUCCAGGUGCUGAAAACGGAGUGCAAGGAGCUGAUGAUGGCAAAGUUUGGAAAGCUGCUGGAUGUGGACGCUCUGGAGACGCAGGCAGGGAGCAGAAGACUGGAGGAACUCAAACUGAAACAACUGAAGGAAGAAGCUGCACAUGACAGGGAGGUGAAGCACUGGCAUGCAAAGCUUGAGGAGGCUUCUGUUGGCUCGUCUGAGACAAUCAAGAGAAACUCGGAGCUUUCCCGCAGCAUGUUGAGUGUCAUGGAAGAGAGAAAUCUUCUCGAGCGUCAAGUCUUGUCCAGGCACAAGAAACUGUUCAAGCAGCAGCGCAGCAACUACAGUCGACAUGAGACCCAGAAGGACAUAGAGAGGCUGGAGGAGGUAGUGAAAACCCAGGCAGAGCAGGAGAAAACCCUCCGCAGAGAGAUUGAGUUCCUGUCCUCUCCAGGAAGCCACUCCAUCCACGGCCAGACUAAACCAACCCCGUCGCUGCCAGACAGAAAACCAAACCGUCCGUCCAAACACGCCUCCAGCUAA